GGCAGCGGCGUCCCCGAGCUCGAUCUGGAACUCGCGCUCGCACCGGCAGCCGCCAGCCCCGACGGCGAGGAGGGCCUCCCCGCCGAGCCUCUCGAGCUCGCGCGGCGGCUGGGGGCCUUUCCCCUUAUUGCGCGCGCGGCAGCGCGGGCCGCCGCGGUCGUCGAGGGCCGGGUUCAGGAGGGGCUGCCGGAGCCCGGCGCGGUGCUCAGAGACUUCGACGCCGCUGAUGCCUUUCCGCCCAUUCCAGAGGUCAAGGGCAGAGAGAUCAUGGGGGGCCCCGUCGGCGCGAGAAAGGGCUGGCUCGCCAAGGGCGCGGGCCCGCCGCGCCUGGUGGCGGGCGCCAUCCCGCCCGAACGCCUCCAGGCCGCGAUCGAGGGCGUCGCGCCGAUGCUGCCCCGCAGCGAAGAGUGGGGGAGCUGCGCCCCGCACUCGGGAGAGGUGCUUCUGUGGGGCAGCGAGGACAUGAUGCGCGAGUUCCGCGUCUACAGCUUGAGCAACGACUGGAUGUCCCCCAUGUUUCUGCCCGGGCCUUUGCGCGGCGCAAUUGUUGAUCUGCCUGGGGGCGGGGUGGCGCGCUUGGCCGCCGCCGUCGCCCCCGCGGGCUGGUUCGCGCCCGGGGAGAGCGACGCGCGCGCCGAGGGCAGCCUGGCCCCCGCGCGCAGCCACCUGGGCACCGCGCGCGACGACGGCGGGCCCGAGGUGCGUAUUGGCCGCGGCUCGCCGCGCCUGGUCCUGGCCGCCUCAUCUCGGCGGAACCCCGCGCCCGUUCGGGCGGCGGGCAGCCGUCGCUGGGCCGUCGUAGAGCUCGAGCGCUCCACUUCGUCAACUCACCCAGCCUGUUGGGUGACUUGGCGCACCUCGCUGGAUGUCGUCUCAUGUGCCACUGCCGGGAACGCCGGGGCCCGCCGCGAAGAUGCCGCCGUCGGCGAGUGGUGCGAGCGGCGGCCUGCCUCUCCUGCGUGGAAGGUCAGACCGUGGUGCGUCGCCAGCUUGGACAUGUUGGAGGCGACUGACUGGUGGCGCGCGGGGCGCCUUCAUGCCGACGGGGUCGGCGACGUGAUCUACGGCGCCCAGGGUCGCUGCGAGGGGUUCAGAGUGCUCCGCAGCGAGGACAAGUCGGUCAAGAGGGCCCGCCAGACCCAGCGGCCGCAGGUGAUUCAGAGGUGGAUGCGGACCUUGGUGGACCGCUGGGUGCGCUGCCCGUGGCCUGGUCGAGAGUCGAUGAUGUGCUUUUCGUCCCAAGCGCACUUUCUCGCCCGCUUCCGCGGCGUUGCUCCGCCGCCGCUAACUGUGCGCCAGGAGCUGAUGUCAGCGCUGGCCGCGAUGCCGAUGUUGAAGCGCGACCUGCGGGCGCUUUGCAGCAGGUUGGUGGCGAUGUCGGACGCCGGCGCGCAGCGUGGGAUCGCGCUCCGCGCGGCGCGACUUCGUCCUGUGGGGGCGGGCGCGGCCCGUGCCGCCAACGGCCGCCUGGGCGCCGAUCUCCACGACGUGGUCAUGUUGAUGUUCUUGCUCGACGGGAUGGGCUGCGCGCGGUGGGCGCUGGACCCCCUGGAACUGAUGCCCGCCCUCUUCGUGGCAUCGGAGACCGGUUCAAAGGCCGAGCGGGCGGCGAAGCACGCCUGUUCGGGCGACGUGGGGACUCGCAGCGCGAGCAGCUUCGGCAGCUUCGGCAAGGCAGAGGCCAUCGCCGCAGGCAAGCUCGCGCCGCGCGCCGAGUGGGCCGUCAUCUUCCGAGGUGGCCCCAGCGCCGACAUUUACAGGAUCGCUCUUGAACGGCAAGCUUUGUCUGGUCGCAUGCCUCGGCCACACUGCGAGAUCCUGCGAGUGCGAGGCGUCGCCUUGGUCGCGAUGGCCCAGGCGCACUGGGUCCUGGGCCUCGUCGAGAGCGUCGCGUCCGCGGACCGCGGGCCUCCUGAGAUC
Molecule: messenger RNA, 1920 nt
Organism: Prorocentrum cordatum
Lineage: Eukaryota; Dinophyceae; Prorocentrales; Prorocentraceae
Source: the annotation of a GenBank genome assembly